GGGCGGGCCUGGCCUUGCUCCUGGAUGCCGGUAUUGGCUGGAACUGGGAGGUGGGGAAGGGCAGUCUGAAGACCUGACAAAGCGAAGCCAGUCAGUUUCCGGCAGCUCUCUGAACAGUCAAGGCUAGAUUGACACUGAGCCUGUCCGUUCAGACUUUGGCACCAUGCCCAUGACACUGGGUUACUGGGACAUCCGUGGGCUAGCCCAUGCCAUUCGCCUGUUCCUGGAAUACACAGACUCAAGCUAUGAGGAGAAGAGAUACACCAUGGGCGAUGCUCCUGACUAUGACCAAAGCCAGUGGCUGAAUGAGAAAUUCAAGCUGGGCCUGGACUUUCCUAAUCUGCCCUACUUGAUUGAUGGGUCACACAAGAUUACGCAGAGCAAUGCCAUCCUGCGCUACCUUGGCCGCAAGCACAACCUGUGUGGGGAGACAGAGGAGGAAAGGAUCCGUGUGGAUAUUCUGGAGAAUCAGCUUAUGGACAACCGCAUGGUGCUGGCGAGGCUUUGCUACAACGCUGACUUUGAGAAGCUGAAGCCAGGGUACCUGGAGCAACUCCCUGGAAUGAUGAGGCUUUACUCUGAGUUCCUGGGCAAGCGGCCAUGGUUCGCAGGGGACAAGAUCACCUUUGUGGAUUUCAUUGCUUACGAUGUGCUUGAGAGGAACCAAGUGUUUGAGGCCAAGUGCCUGGACGCGUUCCCAAACCUGAAGGACUUCAUAGCGCGCUUUGAGGGCCUGAAGAAGAUCUCCGACUACAUGAAGACCAGUCGCUUCCUCCCAAGACCCAUGUUCACAAAGAUGGCAACUUGGGGCAGCAAUUAGGACCUUGACAGGGUGGGCUGUAGGAUAAAGAUACCAGAUCUCCUGAGUUUGCCAGGAGCCCUGGGGUGCAGGCAGGAUCCCUGCAGCCCCACAGCCAACUUUUCCUUCUUCUUUCCUUCUAUCCUGUUCCAGAUCCCAAGCCUCACCGACACUCUUUUUUGGUCAUCCAAUCCCUGCCCAACACAGUCUCUUAAAAUCCCUAACAGUUCCUUUUCAUUAGCAAAGUAGCCUUCUAAAGCUAAAGUCCCCCUGCCCCACCACCACCACUUAGAGACUCAUGUGUUCAGAUACGUGGUUCCCAGCUCAUGGCUAUUUUGGGCAGCUGUGCACUCUCCGGGAGGUGGGGUCCAUAUGGUGACUGUAGAUUGCUAGGAGUGUUGACCAUUGCAGCCAAAACACUCUUCUGCUUGCUCUGUUUUGAGCUAGGUGUGCUGUGACUUCAGCACUUGUCAUUGCAUCUGUGACCCUCUCCUACGACUCUUUCUCCCUGCUCUUGUGAGCUGUUCUUCCUGUACCAUGAACCAGAAUAAAUCAUUCUCCGCUUA
Mus caroli (Ryukyu mouse) is the source of this 1365-nucleotide messenger RNA. RefSeq names its product glutathione S-transferase Mu 7. Gene Ontology annotation, molecular function: glutathione transferase activity. The record is from RefSeq and is a predicted model, not a curated record. Lineage: Eukaryota; Metazoa; Chordata; Mammalia; Rodentia; Muridae. Gene Ontology annotation, biological process: glutathione metabolic process.